AUGCCUGGAAGUACUGGAAGAUCUCCUAAAAACUACCAUAUGUCAAUAAUUCCCAUGUCAGAAAGACAACAAAUGAAAUUAGUACGACAAUUAGAAACUUGUGAUGGUAGCGGAGAUAAUUCUAAAAACAUGAAAGACUCAUUACAUAAUCGUACAAGAUCUAAAAGUUGUAAUGGACGUGGAGAAACUCCAUUGCACAAAGCAGCGAUAAAAGGAGAUAAAGAUUUGGUUAUUAAGUUGUUGGAAGAGGGUGCAGAUCCGAAUGUGGCUGAUUUUGCAGGGUGGACACCUCUUCACGAGGCCUGCAAUCAUGGAUGGUACGAAGUCGCUUUAGCUCUCGUACAGGCUGGGGCAUCUGUUAAUGCCACUGGAUUCGAUGAUGACACUCCUUUACACGAUGCAGCCAUAAAUGGACAUUCCAAAUUGGUUCGACUUCUAUUGAAGAGUGGAGCUGAUGUUCACUUUAGAAACAAAGGUGGAAAAACUCCUAGUGAUGUUGCUCCUCCUGGCAUAAUACCAUUUUUAUUAACAAAUACAGAUAACGGUAACGAUUUAGUUAACAAAUUAGACGUUAUAUUAGAAGACAAUUCGAAUGAAGGCGAUUUGACUGCCAUCUCUGAGAGGCGUUGCUCACCAUCACGUAUCAAAGGUGAGGAAAUGUAG
Molecule: messenger RNA, 663 nt
Organism: Pediculus humanus corporis (human body louse)
Lineage: Eukaryota; Metazoa; Arthropoda; Insecta; Psocodea; Pediculidae
Product: Cyclin-dependent kinase 4 inhibitor D, putative
Exons: 5
Coding region: 1-663 (220 amino acids)
Cellular component (GO): nucleoplasm
Molecular function (GO): protein binding
Source: RefSeq, a predicted model, not a curated record